AUGAGUGUGUCAGGAAAUGUGUAUUUUGACAUCCAGUCUAUCGAUAGUCAGUAUGGGAAGUUCGUUGGAAUAUGUGCUGACACAGCUGGAGAAACAACUGCUGGUGAUAAAAGGCACAUCAGAGACUUUGCUUUGUGGAAAGCAUCAAAACCAAAUGAGCCGUCUUGGAUAUCCCCAUGGGGUAAGGGUCGACCUGGCUGGCAUAUUGAGUGUUCCACCAUUGCAAGCUCUGUGUUUGGAAAUAAAUUGGACAUCCAUUCAGGUGGAAUAGACCUAGCGUUUCCCCAUCACGAGAAUGAGAUUGCUCAAUGUGAGGCCUACCACCAGUGUGAGCAAUGGGGCAACUACUUUUUACACUCAGGGCAUUUGCAUUUGAAAGGAAGUGAAGAAAAGAUGUCAAAAUCAUUGAAAAAUUAUAUCACAAUCAAGAAAGUCUUGGAAAAGUUCUCUGCAGAUCAGUUUCGAAUGUUUUGUCUUCUCUCAAAGUACAGAUCAGCUGUGGAAUACAGUGAUGAAAGCAUGGCAGAAGCUGGAAACCUUCUGCAUUCCAUUUCAGCUUUUAUUGACGAUGCAUCUGCUUACAUGAGAGGACAAUUGAUCUGCCCAUCGGUUGACGAAACUCUAUUAUGGGAGAGGUUAAAUGCAACUAAAGUCAAUGUGCAGGCUGCCUUUGCUGAUGAUUUUGACACCCCAGGGGCUACUGAUUCAAUUAUGAACCUCAUUCACCAUGGCAACAGACAGCUUCAAGCAGUUGCCAAGGAAGGUGACUACCCCAGGAGUCCGGCUGUGUUUGGGGCAAUAAUCUCUUAUUUAGAGCGAUUCUUGGAUGUUGUUGGUAUUUCUCUUGGACAAAGUCAGGUGCAGGCAGCAGACCGGUCUUCAGUCACCCUUCACAGUGUCGCUGAACAACUAGUUGGUUUUCGACAGGAAGUGAGAAAGUAUGCCCUAGCAGUGGAUGAUCAGGAGCUGGCAUCAGGUGAAGGCAGAGAGCUGUCCCAGGAAGAGAAACAGAAGCUAAAGGAGAAGCGUAAGCAGAUGAUGAGUGAACGGCAACCUCUCCUCCAGGCCUGCGACUUGCUGCGGCAGGAUCUCAGUGCAAUAGGAAUAAAUAUCAAGGAUCGAGGGGCAACUUCAUCAUGGGAGAUGAUGGAACAACUUACAAAAGUUAAAGAAAAGUGAAGCCGGAUUAUUAAUUUCAGACUUUCAACACCAACAUUGGGGUAUUAACAUAACCCAUUGACAGUCAUGGAAAAAGAUAUGCUAUCUUUGGGCUAAAUUGUUUAUUGGUAUCAUAAACUGGGGGAGUUGCCUACAGCAGGAAUGUUGGGCUGUGACACUAAGGGGUCACAUCCCCGACUGAAAAGUGAAUCAAUCUCCGUGAUUAAUUUUGCUGGACCCCGGGCUCUUAACUGACAAUGCAGUGUCUCCAUGCUGCCCCCCCUCCCAGUGCAUCAGGUCUGUCCAUCACUGUUCCAGACAAGAUACACGUUGCUUCUCAAUCGUAGUUACAUAAAGUAAUGGUGAGAAAAACUGAUGGAUCCCAUUCCAUUAUACAGGAUGAAUCAUGAUAUUUUAAACUGUUGUUUAUCAAACAUUGUCAUUAGCUAGAUAACACCUUGUUCAUUUAUCAUGCUGUUUCUUUCUUGUACAUCAAUUAAAAAUUUGAUUAUGUACUUGAUAAGUUGUGAAAAGUUUGGAAAACAAAGUUUAUGCUGUCAUGAAGUCAUAGCUGAGCACAUCCAAUUCAGGCUGUUUUAGAACAACCUAAAUACUGUAGCAAUGUACAUGCGACGAUAUGAACUCGGGGCAGGCUUGGAUCACUUGGCUCGUUGAGCCUGCUCCACCAUUUGAUACCAUUGUGGCUGCUCUGGCUAUUCUACAUUCCUAUCUACUCCCAAAAAAUUUUCAACCUCUUGCUAAUCAAGAAUCUACCUACAUCGAAGACACUCUUCCUCCAGAGGUAGGAGAAGCAGAAUGCCAGAGACUCAUGGCCCUCUGUGAGAAAGAUGUUCUGUCUUAAAUGAGUGACCUCUUAAUUUUAAAUAGUCAUUCCUAGUUCUAGUUUCUCUCACAUGGAAACAGCCUUUCCAUAACCAUUCUAUCAAGACUCAAGAUAUGUUGUCACCUUUUACUCUUUAAACUCUAGCAGAUACAAACC
Messenger RNA from Chiloscyllium plagiosum (whitespotted bambooshark), 2158 nucleotides. NCBI's taxonomy places the organism in Eukaryota, Metazoa, Chordata, Chondrichthyes, Orectolobiformes, Hemiscylliidae. The record is from RefSeq and is a predicted model, not a curated record.